Phoenix dactylifera (date palm) is the source of this 1717-nucleotide messenger RNA. Its product is annotated as mitogen-activated protein kinase kinase 5. Gene Ontology annotation, molecular function: ATP binding; protein serine/threonine kinase activity. Lineage: Eukaryota; Viridiplantae; Streptophyta; Magnoliopsida; Arecales; Arecaceae. Gene Ontology annotation, biological process: protein phosphorylation. Gene Ontology annotation, cellular component: cytoplasm. The record is from RefSeq and is a predicted model, not a curated record.
CCCCCCCCCUCCUCAUAAAAGAUAACAUUUUUUUUUUCCCCCUUCUCUUCUCGUUCCUCCUUUUCGUGCUACAAUUCCAUCAACCAAAUAACUCCCCACCUCAUCAUCCUUUUUUUAUACUCACACCCUUAUUAUAUAUCUAUCAAUACCUCCAACCUCAAAGCCUCCAUCCUUCUUUUAUUGAUAAAUGAGAUGAGAAUAUAGUUCUUUGUAUGGUUUCCUUCUCCUCCUCCUCCUCCUCCUCUUGUUGUCAUCCUAAGAAGAAGGAACGGCCAUCAUGAGACCCGGACCGGCGCCCUUGAGACCGGUUCAGGCGGGCACCACGAACCGGCCACGGCGGCGGCCCGACUUGACCCUCCCCCUCCCUCAGCGCGACCCCUCCCUCGCCGUCCCCCUCCCCCUGCCGCCUCCUUCAUCCUCCUCCGCCUCCGCCUCCGCCACCCCGCCCACCGCCUCCUCCCAGACCCCGGCACUCUCCGACCUCGAGCGCCUCCGCCGCGUCGGCAGCGGCACCGGCGGCACCGUCUGGAUGGUCCGCCACCGCCCCACCGGUAGGAUCUACGCCCUCAAGGUCAUCUACGGCAACCAUGAGGACGCCGUCCGCCGCCAGAUCUGCCGUGAGAUCGAGAUCCUUCGCACCGCCGACAACCCCUUUGUCGUCCGCUGCCACGGCAUGUACGACCACGCCGGCGAGAUCCAGAUCCUCCUCGAGUACAUGGACGGCGGCUCCCUCGACGGCCACCGCGUCUCCUCCGAGCGCUUCCUUGCCGACGUCGCCCGGCAGGUGCUCACCGGAUUGGCCUACCUCCACCGCCAGCACAUCGUCCACCGUGAUAUCAAACCCUCCAACCUCCUCAUCAACACCGCCCGCCAGGUCAAGAUCGCCGAUUUCGGCGUCAGCCGGAUCCUCGCCCAGACCAUGGACCCCUGCAACUCCUCCGUGGGGACCAUCGCCUACAUGAGCCCCGAGCGCAUCAACACCGACCUCAACCACGGCAUCUACAACGCCUACGCCGGCGACAUCUGGAGCUUCGGCCUCAGCAUCCUCGAGUUCUACCUCGGCCGCUUCCCCUUCGGCGAGAAGCUCGGCCGCCAGGGGGACUGGGCCUCUCUCAUGUGCGCCAUCUGCUACUCCAACCCCCCGGAGGCGCCGACCACCGCCUCGCCGGAGUUCCGGAGCUUCAUCGCCUGCUGCCUCCAGAAGGAUCCCGCCAGGCGGCUCAACGCCCUCCAGCUCCUCCAGCACCCCUUCAUCACCCAGUCCCUCCAUCACUCCUCUUCUUCCUCAUCCUCGUCUCACCCGUGAUAAAGAUGUUCUAGCUUUCAAUUUUUCAAAAAGAAAAAAUUUUAGUUCCCAACCGAGUUCUAUCGUCUAUCAAAAAAAGAAAAAAAAAAGAGAGAGAGAUGGGUGGUGAUGCAAAAGGUGUGUUCUUUCCCCUCUCUUUAAUCGAAAGUUAGCUUUUUUAUUUAUUUUUUCUUUCGAUUUUAGUCAGAGUAUAUGGAAGUUCCAAUCUUUUUACCUUUCCCUUUUUUUUGGAUGGUGGUGGAGAUGAUGAGCUCUAAUGGUGGCGGUGGUGGAAGAGGGGGAGAUGGACUGUAGCUUUUGUUGUAUUCUGUACUCGGUGGAGCGAUUACAUUUGAUGCAUGUACUAUAACCAUCAACUAUGGUGAUGGCAAACCAAAAUGAAAUGGGAAUCAAUCCCCUUCUUUCUUGUCU